This is a messenger RNA of Haliotis rufescens (red abalone), 2330 nucleotides long. RefSeq names its product BUD13 homolog. Gene Ontology annotation, cellular component: U2-type spliceosomal complex; RES complex. The record is from RefSeq and is a predicted model, not a curated record. The transcript is spliced from 6 exons. The coding region runs from base 39 to 1535 and encodes 498 amino acids. Gene Ontology annotation, molecular function: RNA binding. Gene Ontology annotation, biological process: mRNA splicing, via spliceosome. Lineage: Eukaryota; Metazoa; Mollusca; Gastropoda; Lepetellida; Haliotidae.
UUGACAGGUGCUCCCUCAUUUACUGCGGACUAGGCGUCAUGGCGGUGAGUAAGGAAGAGUACCUGAAACGUUAUAUGUCGUCAGAUGGAAGAAAGGAAAAGAAAAAAAGGAAGAAGAAGGACAAUGCGUCAGGCAAACAUGGGAUGCAAAUUAUCGAUGAUGACAUCACCGUAAACCACCUGUUGCCUAGCAACCUGCAUAAUACCCUGGAGGAGGAUGUUGGUGACAACGAGCCGACGGUGGCUGAUGUCAUUGACGAGAGGCCGGAGCACAUCAAACGUAUGGAGGAGUUCCAGGAUAGUCAGCGAUGGAAGGGAGUUAACCAUCGGAAAACAGAUGACGGUUCACCAGAGUAUGGGGUGAUCAAGAGAAGAGGUCGACAUGAUUCAGACUCUGACCAAUCAUCACCUAGAAGACAGAGGCAUGACUCUGAUUCUGACCAAUCACCACGAAGAAAAGGUAGACAUGAUUCUGAUUCUGACCAGUCUCCACCAAGAAAAGGAAGACAUGAUUCUGAUUCUGACCAAUCACCACCAAGAAAAGGAAGAUACAAUUCUGAUUCUGACCAAUCACCUUCAAGGAAAAGUAAAAGCAAACAUAGUUCAUCACAGUCAAAGCAAUCACGAAAGGGUAGGCAUGAUUCAGAUUCCGACCAAUCACCACCUAGAAGAGGUAGGAAUGAUUCUGAUUCUGACCAAUCACCACCUAGGAGACAAAAACAAUCUGACCAGUCCCCUUCAAGGAGGCAUAAAGAAUUCAAAACUGAAAGAGAUUCUAAACAGAGAAGAAGGAAAAGCCGAUUUAAUCAUUCAGAUUCUGAUAAUUCUCCUCCCAGAAAAAGGCGGCAUGGUUCUGAUAGUGACUCUUCUCCGCCUCGGAGAAUCAAGAAGGAAGAGGAUGUUGAAAGUAAGAGGAAAGCCACCAAGACUUUGGGGGGAGCAAAGGCUGGUCUGUCUAGUGCUAGGGAGAUGAAACAAGAGGCAGCCAAGAUGAGGAAGAAAGAGGAUGACAUGUUUAGAAAGAUUGAUGAAGACAUGUUGGGCAAGAAUGCAAAGACAGUAUUUCGGGAAAAGGGAGGAAAGAAACGAAACUUUGCUGAAGAGAAAGAGAAAGAAGAGGAGGCGGAGAGACAGAAAGCCAUCAAGGAGAAGAAAUAUGAGGAAUGGGGGAAAGGGUUAAAGCAGAAAGAAGCCCUAGAACAAAGAGUGUCAGACACGCUCCAUGAGGCAGCGAAACCGCUUGCCCGUUACCGUGACGAUGAUGACCUGGAUGAGUUAUUAAAGACACGGGAGAGGGAGGGAGAUCCCAUGGCAGCUUUCUUGAAGAAGAAAAAGAAGAAUAAAGAUCCAAAUGUUAAAGAGAAGCCCAAGUACAGCGGUCCCGCCCCUCCCCCCAACAGGUUCAAGAUCAUGCCGGGAUACCGCUGGGACGGAGUUGAUCGAUCAAAUGGAUUUGAAAAACAAAUAUUCACCAAGAUGUCGGAAAAACGAGCUACAGAGAAGCUGGCAUAUAAGUGGAGCGUAGAGGACAUGUGAACACUGUGGGUGACAUGUGAAACUUCUGAUGUGAACUCUCUGGGUGUCAUGUGAAACAUAUGAACUCUGGGUGACAUGUGAAACGUGAACUCUGGGUGACAUGUGAAACGUGACAUGUGAAUGCUCUGGCUGUCAUGUGAAACAUAUGAACUCUGGGUGACAUGUGAAACAUAUGAACUCUGGGUGACAUGUGAAACAUGUGAACUCUGGGUGACAUGUGAAACAUAUGAACUCUGGGUGACAUGUGAAACGUGACAUGUGAACUCUCUGGGUGUCAUGUGAACUCUCUGGGUGACAUGUGAAACAUGAACUCUGGGUGACAUGUGAAACAUGACAUGUGAAUGCUCCGGGUGUCAUGUGAUACGUGUGAACUCUUUUGGUGAUAUGUGAAACAUGUGACGUGAACUCUGGGUCACAUCUGAAACAUACGGACUCUCUGGGUGACAUGUGAAACGUACAAACUCUCUGGGUGAUAUGUGAAACAUGUCAGUGACAUGUGAACACUCUAGCGGACAUGUGAACACUCUAGCGGACAUGUGAAUGUCCUGUUUGACAAACCUGACUUCAAUCUGUGUCGACAUGGGACAUGUUCUGUCCCUGACAUAACAUCCUGUUAAAGGUCAACAACAUUCAUGCAUUCCUCCAAAACAAGCUGACAUGCGGUGCCGGACUGAAAUACUAUUCAAAGCAGCAUUAAUGCAAACUCAAUCACUAAAAGGCGAGUAUGCUUGUCAUAAGAGGCGACUAACGGGAUCAGAUGGUCAGGCUCGCUGACUUGGUUGAUGCACAUCAUCG